Molecule: messenger RNA, 5781 nt
Organism: Trichobilharzia szidati
Lineage: Eukaryota; Metazoa; Platyhelminthes; Trematoda; Strigeidida; Schistosomatidae
Source: the annotation of a GenBank genome assembly
AUGGAAAUCAAAGUUGGAGAUUCUAUUAGGAUUGAAGAUGGCUUUUAUGUUCCUGAAGAACUGUAUAUGCAAUAUAAAAAGAUGAAUAUAUCUAGUAUAUUUUCUUGGCAAGCUGAAUGCCUUCGCUUGCCUGGUGUUCUUGAGGGGAAUAAAAAUCUUGUUUACUCAGCUCCUACUAGUGCUGGAAAGACCCUCGUUGCUGAGCUCAUUGUACUUAAACGUGUUUUGGAAUCUUCAUUGAAGGCAUUUAUAAUUCUACCUUAUGUGUCUGUAUCAAGAGAGAAAAUGACUUACCUACAGAAACUGUUCAGCAGUCUGGGUAUUCGUGUUGGAGGCUACAUGGGGGGUCACAGUCCACCUGGGGGUUUGUCCGCCAUUAAUGUAGCCGUUUGUACAAUUGAAAAGGCAAACAGUCUGAUUAAUAGACUAAUAGAAGAAGAUCGUUUAGACGAAUUAGGUAUUGUCGUUGUCGAUGAAUUACAUCUUAUUGGUGAUACUCAUCGAGGUUAUUUACUGGAGUUGUUGUUAACAAAGUUACUCCUCUAUUCACGUCGCAGAUUAAAUGCUAAACUAAUUGAUGGUGGCAAAGGUUCAGGGGAUUCUCAAAGUCUGUUGAAUGGAUCUUUGAACCAAUCCUACUGUGAUACAGGUGGUAUUCAAAUAGUUGGCAUGAGUGCUACUUUGCCAAAUCUUGCGACACUUGGACAGUGGUUAGAUGCAGAGGUUUAUGUAACAAAGUUUCGUCCAGUCCCACUGACUGAACUCAUUUUAUCAUGUGAUACAAGAUCUAAAGUGAAUGAGUUCUAUAAAUUAGUUAAUUCUGAUGUUGAUAGUGUUUGCAGUCAACAGAAGUCAGAGUGUCUGGUACCUACUGAUAAUUUACCUUUGGAUCCACAGUUAACUUCUGAUAUUCAAUUAAAUGAUGAAGAUGGUGUGUUUGGUUUGUGUCUUGAUUCAUUCUUGAAUGGACAUGGUGUACUAGUGUUUUGUCCUACUAAACAAUGGUGUGAACAAUUAGCUGAUACAAUGGCACGCCAUAUCUUCAGUCUAACACAGUCCUACUUUUCAGCACAAUGUCAGCAGGAAAAUAAUACCCGGGUGUUAAGGUCUGAGGAUCCUGUUGACAGCGAUCCAAAUGAUUGCUACUUAGGACCAGAUAUUGGAGUACGCUUGGCAUCACGUUUGGACCGAGUGGGCCUUACCACUUGUGUCGACCAGCUAAGGCGUUGUCCAGCUGGCCUUGAUACAGCUUUGGCAAGAUGUCUAGGCUAUGGUGUUGCCUUUCAUCAUGCAGGUCUUACAAUUGAAGAACGAGAAGUGAUUGAGUUUGGCUUCCGUAAAGGUCUUAUUCGUAUUUUAAUUGCCACAUCCACAUUAAGCUCUGGAGUUAAUCUACCUGCCCGUCGUGUUAUAAUUCGAACACCAUUGUUUCAUGGACAUAUGUUAGAUUAUCUUACUUAUAAACAAAUGGCUGGUCGAGCAGGUCGUCAAGGCGUUGAUACUAGUGGCCAAAGCAUAUUAUUAUGUAAACCCAAAGAUUUGGGACGUGUACGUCAGUUGGUGAUGAAUGGAAUGCCACCAGUGAAUUCCUGUCUAAUGGGUCAAGGAGGCAGCCCUGAAUCUAGCCUAAAACGUGCUUUACUUGAGGUUAUUGCAAACGGAUUUGUUGAAACACUAACCGAUGCUCUACUGUAUCUCUCUAGUACCCUGUUGGCUACUGCUAUCACUCAAGAAAAGUUGACUGAACUGAAAUCUCCUAAAUCAUCUCAUCACUCACCAGGAGGAAUUCGGCGUCGUUCUCUACGUCUAUCACAGUCUAGAAUUUCUUCUAGUAGUCAACUCAGUUGUGUUACAGAUAACAAUAAUGGAUUUAUAAGUGAAAUGAAACGUUUGUUAUUCUUAUGUAUUAAAGAAUUACAAAAGCAAGAACUGAUCUAUAUUGAUCAAUCUUCAAAUCCAGAAGGCAAUAAUGCAAAUCUGUCACAAAUGGAUGCUGAUUCAUUGAAUUGCUUAUUGAAUUAUGCUCGACUACAACCAACGGCCUUAGGAAGAGCGGUAUUGUCGUCUUCUUUAGGUCCAGUGCAUGGGUUAGCAGUUUUCGAGGAGUUGGAUCGCGCACGACGAUCUAUUGCCCUGGAUACUGAAUUACAUCUGAUAUAUCUGUUAACUCCUGUGUAUUUGGAUGUUGGUGCUGAUUUGGAUUGGCUUUGUUACUUGGAACAGUAUCAGAGUUUAUCUCCUGCAGAGCGUAGAGUUGCUGAUCUGGUUGAUAUUGAAGAACGGUUUAUUACCAGAUGUGCAGCUGGUGCCCCACCAACCACUUGUGGUCGUCUUGGUAAUGCUUCUAUGAGCAGUCGACGUCUGAGCUUGCAUAGACGUUUUUAUACAGCUUUAGUACUAUAUCGCUUAGUUAAUGAAGAUGGCUUACAAGCUGUUGCAAGGAAGUUUGGCGUCAAUCGUGGUCUCCUACAGAGUUUACAACAACAAGCUGCCACUUAUGCAGGUAUGGUAACUAUCUUUUGUAAUCGUCUUGGUUGGAGUCAUAUGGAACGUAUAAUAGCGAAUUUCCAGUCACGUUUAUGCUAUGGUGUUUCUGAAGAACUUGUUGACUUGAUACGUUUACUCCCUCUGGUUAAUGCUGAACGUGCUCGGGCUUUAUACGCAGCUGGUUAUACUUCUGUAUCGUCGUUGGCUACUGCACGUUCUCAAGAUAUUUCAAGGGUUUUACAACGUGCAAUACCUUUUGAACGAAAGAAUAACAGUGAGAAUUCUGCAAAAGCAUCAUGUCGUACAAUUCUACUAGAUGAUGGGAACGUAAUCAAUGAACAAGAAGCUGCACCAUUAAUUAUUGAGCAAGCUAAACGAUUAUUGGAAAUAGAUUUAGCUUCAGUUUAUGGGAAAGAUCUAGUUAUUCUAUCCAAAGAAGAUGAGAAAGUGAUACAGUCUAAGGAGAACACGACUAUUGCUGAUUCACCAGUGCAUCAAUCACAAGCUAUUGUUGAAAUUAAAAACACAUUAAACGAGUUGAAGAGUAGUCAAUUAAUAGUGGAAAAUACAAUUUCUUCCAGGGAUAUGAAUGUAAAUGAUGAUCAUGGUAGGAAUCUUGUUUCUGCUGAGGAUAGAAAGCGUUCCAAUAGUUCUGUAAGCGAAGACCACGGAGCGAAAUGCAAAAAGGCUCCUGAAGAGAAUGUUGUUCUUACAUCAGUGAUGUUGGCAACGACGACGGCGAGUAACACCACCGCCUCCACAACCACUACUACUACUACUAACAGCACCAUAUGUACAGGAUUGUCGUUUGCUAGUGAUGACUCUAUUUCUGAUGACUGUUGUAACAACACAGGGAAUCACACUUGCAACAAUGAGGAAAAAUGCGCUUCAUCUCAGAAGAAUAGUACAGAUUGUAAUAUCGACCAUUGUGAUGAUCAAAUUUUAACAUUUCAGUCUCAAGUUUUGGACGUACAGUGCAAUAAAUCCACACACCUCCAGGAUACAAUGAUCUCUAAAGAUUUUGAGAAUUUCACUCAGCCUAGUCAGUCUUUCAUUUUAACCAGUCAACUAGCAGCUAUUGUUGAUAAUCAAAUUUCAAUAGUUGAUAAUACAAAAACAGAAAACAGUGUGAUGAAUAUUUCAGUUAAUCAUUGUACAUCUGUACAGGCUUGCAGUGAACAGUCUGAAUCUUCAACUCUAUCAUCCUCAUUAAUAUCCUGUGAUAAUGUAUUCGAAUUAAAUGAUACGCUUACAUUUUCAAUGUUUGAAAGUUCAUUUGCUGCAUCCAAAGCUAAUAAUAAUAAUAAUAAUAAUAAUAAUAAUAAUAAUAAUAAUAAUAUUGAUAACAAUUUUAAUGAAACAGCAUCCAAACAAAAUGAAGAAUUAACCGUGAACUUUGAUUCACAAAUCUUGCAAAAUUUUAUGAUGUCACAGAUCACUUUCGAUACUGAAUUUGAAGACAAAGAGAAACUAGUUUCCCCCAGUCAACCACCUGGCGCCAAUCCAUCCACAUCUAUCAAUGAAGAUGAUACAGCUUUGGGCACAGAGAGGAAGAGUAUCGGUGACUUAUUUAACUCAUCAUUCACAUUUGAUCUGCCAGCAAAUAAACAAUCACAGGAUUCGUCAUCAUGUUGUCAAAACCGUAAUUUUGGUGAAGCUCUUAAAUGUGCAGCAAGUGCUGAUGUCCUUCCGACUGAUGUUUUACCUGUGGAAGUCGUUAAAACUGGUAUCACUUAUAUAAAUGAUGGUGAUGAUGAGGAUGACUACAACUGUGAUAAUAGAGAUGAUUUAUUCUCUAUCAUUGAUGUAACUCAAUCAUAUUUCCUGUGGAAAACUUUCCUUGACGAUCUGUAUAAACGCAUAGAUGAAAUAAGUAAACAAAAUUCUACUAACUCAAAUUAUAUCGCUGUACAACCUGGUUGGAGUGUAAACAUGAACUUCCCUAAUCAAGUAGAUAAUAUUAAUGGAAAGGAUUCACUAGAAUGUUUAAUUUGGCGUUCUGGACCUGGGGGACAUCCAGCUACUGGUGGUGGAAAAAGUCUGUGCACAGAUUACAACUUGUACCUUAGUGGGUUAUCACUUUCUUCAGUAUGCCUCCGAUCUAAUGUUGUAUUUUGGAUUGAUUUUGUUUCACAAAAUGAUGUCAAUAGAGUUCCAGUUAAUAAAUGUUUAGCAGAUAUUCGUGAUUUAUUUCUUUACAUAAGUCAUCACAAUAUUGGUUUAAUUCUUUGGGAUGUUAAAUGGUGGUAUCGAAUUGUUUAUGAUUUAUUCAAACUACCAAUUGGUAUAAAAUUUCAAAUAUACAAUCCGAAUCUAGUGAAUUGGUUAAAAAAUCAAGAUUUAGGUCAAAGUUCUUUGUUGAAUGAAGCAAAAAAACUAAAUGCCAACACUGUUGAUUUACUGAGCAAGGUUACAUCAUUCGCUGAACUUCUAGAACCUCCAACACAGUUUUCAGAUUGGUCUAAAAUCCCCAACCUUAGUUCUCCUAAUCAAUGUCCUCCUGCAAACCAUCUAAAUGGACAACAGUUAUCCAGUCUUCCUGAUCAUAUAAAUAUAACCGCAGCUCAGUGUUUCUUACUAGCAUUAUGGACAAAUUUGAAUAGCUACCUGUCCGAAGUUGAUCAUUCUAUACUCAGUUCAAUCGAAAUGCCUUGUCAAGCAUUACUGGCUAAAAUGGAGUCGUAUGGUUUCAAUCUCAACAUUGACGAAUUGACUAAAUGUCAUGAUUCACUAACUCGUGCCUGUAAACAGUUAGAAAGUGUUGCACAUCGACUAGCUGGUUUACCAUUUCCUAUGGAUUCACCGAAAGAAAUAUCUAAAGUAUUAUUUAAAUGGCUUCAUCUACCGCAGAUAUCAGAUCCUAAUGAUACUAUUUUAACAAGAAAACGUAAUCAACAAGCCUUAUUACUGAAUGGUCGUAAACAAUCAUCUCAUCUGCCUAGAGCUACUAAUGCUGUCCUGUCAAAACUCACAGGUGUUCAUCCAUUACCAGCUAUUAUUAUCGAAUGGCGUCAUCUAAAUGGUAUUUUAGAAAAAAUAUUUAAUUCUUUAGUUUCAACAUGUCGAAAUUGUGUUUCUGAUAGGGAAAAGCCAUUACGUGUUUCACCUAUAUAUGAUGUAUACACAGCUACUGGUCGUAUUGUUUCAACUAUGCCUAAUAUACAAUCGGUACCAAAAGAUAUAACUAUUGAAUGGCCUAAAUUACUUUAUAAGUCUUUAGAUAAUUCUCAGCUAUGGCCAUCACCAUUUGAUAAAGUGUUAGCUGAACUUCCUGAAUUUAAUGAAGUACGUUGA